AUGACCGAGCAGCCAGCCAAGGCGCCGCGAGUCUUGGGAGGUGACGAUGAUGGCCCGUAUCGUAAAGGCGCUGCUAAGUCUAAGUCGCAGAGACAGACAGAGACAGCGAGAGACAAGAGGGACCACAUCCCGACACGGUUCCGAGCAGAACCCGACGAGUUAGCUAGCAUGAAAAGCGAGACUUUUAUCAGCGGAACUAGCCCCUCCUUACCUCCGACAAUAAGGAAGCAGAAGAAGCAGAAGAAGCAGAAGAAGCAGAAGGAGGAUCAAAAGUUAUCUUUUCGUCUCGCUUUGGUCCGCCUUAACUUCCGAAACGACCUUCCGUCCUCCAUCGCCACGUGGAAGGUCGUGAAGUAA
Nannizzia gypsea CBS 118893 is the source of this 357-nucleotide messenger RNA. RefSeq lists its product as hypothetical. The transcript has 5 exons. NCBI's taxonomy places the organism in Eukaryota, Fungi, Ascomycota, Eurotiomycetes, Onygenales, Arthrodermataceae. The record is from RefSeq and is a predicted model, not a curated record. Bases 1 to 357 code for a protein of 118 amino acids.